AUGAAGGAGGCCGAGGUUCUGGUGGAGCCUGUGAGUAACAUGCGGCUGGCUGACGGUGUGGCACUUGGAAGGAGCCUCGUAGGAGCGGGGGAGGAGUUAGUCACUGUGUUACUGGCUAACUUCUCUGACAAGGUUCGAAAUAUACCCGCCGGCACGCCGGUUGGGGCGUGUGAAGAGGUGCAGCGGACCGAGGCGCGGCGGCAGGCCGAAAGGCCGCGUGUGGCGGGCCCGCUGCCGGGCUUCCUGGAGGACCUGGCGCAGCGGAGCGCCACCCACCUGAAGGAGGAGCAGACGGAGCGGCUCGCGGAGGCCCAUCGUGAGGUGCGCAGCAAGCUGAGGACGGCGAGUCGCGCUAUGAAGAAGCUGUACGACUGCCGCAUGCGAGACGCCAGGUAUGCAGAGGGGGACAGGGUAUGAGCCCAAGGAGGAAGGAAGUGCCGAAGAAGAUGUCCCGGAAGCGAUGGAGGACGUCCCCAACGAGGUUGAGGAGGCAGUGGGCGGUGAUGCAGGUGACAGCCAGUUGGUGGUGGAGACUGCUGCUCGCCCUGUCCGUCACCGCCGACCUCCUGUGUAUCUGAGAGAUUUUGAACUGUCCUAAAUGUUCUAGUUUAU
Messenger RNA from Portunus trituberculatus (swimming crab), 612 nucleotides. RefSeq lists its product as uncharacterized. Lineage: Eukaryota; Metazoa; Arthropoda; Malacostraca; Decapoda; Portunidae. The coding region runs from base 1 to 417 and encodes 138 amino acids. The record is from RefSeq and is a predicted model, not a curated record. The transcript is spliced from 2 exons.